UAACACCAGACACCCCCGGAAACUAGGUGUGUCUAACACUGGACUCCACAUGAUGCAGAUUAACUUGCUUUUCAAAGAAACACUGUUCUGAACCAAAGACAUCGCUGCCAGACAAAUGAACAUGCCUUGUCUCCUGGUGGUUCUUGGAAUCAAAUAAUUUAUAGGCACAUAGAAGAAAGUUCUGACAAGGAAAAAAAAAACAUUUCAGGCAGGACGGAAUGGCAAUACCAAAGAUUCUGCUCUAUUCUGCAGUUCUGCUAUUAGCCUGUGAGAUUUCGACAGCACAACCUUGGUUCAAAAUUCCAGGAUGGUCCUCCUUUCAGGCCAACAAAGCUGAACAGAGCGUUGAGAAAUCACCUGCUCAUUUCAGGCAGAAACGUGAAACAAGUCCGCUGGAGUACAUUGUUGAUAUUGAGCUCAAUGUUUCAGAUAAGAGUAUAAUAGAACAACUUAAGACAUUCAUGAAUACCUUGUUUCCAAUUCAUAUUACUAAUAUCUUUAACAUCACUGGAGCAAAUGUCACUACAGUGUGCACACAAUCUGGCAAUGAAAUAAGGUGUGAAUGUGAAAAUAAUUAUGUCUGGUCAUUUGACAACUGCACCAAGUAUGGAUCCUGCAGCAACAUAAGUGGAAACACAUGCACAUGUAUUAAAAAUCUUCCACCAGAUGGACUGUUCUGCCAGCCACGGCAGUUUUCUGCAAUACGAAUGUCUUUCAAAAUCAAUGGUGAAUUUAAUGAAGAACUUAAAAAUACAUCAUCUUCCCUGUAUCAGACAUAUGUAACGGACAUUACAAAGGGAAUCACAGGAAGCUAUGGGAAGUUCAUAAAUGGCUUCAAUGGAGUAAAAAUCAUUGGCUUUACGAGAGGCAGUGUUAUUACAGAAUAUGAGGUAACUGCCCUUGGAAUAACUUCUUCUGCCAUCCAGAAAGCAAACACUCAGCUUGUGGCAAACCUUGUUAACAGUUCUUAUUCAGUUAUUGAAGACUCCUUUACGGCACGUGUUACUGACCAAACAACAUUUACAAUGAAGCCAGACAUUUUAUACCCUGGGGACAAUAUGGAAUUAACCUGUGAGUUGAAUCAGCCUUACAGUAAUACAGUAUGGGAACUGAAUGAUAUUCCUUUGCAAGGGGAAAGGUUUAAACAAAGCAAUGGCUCUUCUUUCACGAAGCUCCAAGUGAAUUCUGUUACUGGAAAUGACAAUGGGACAUAUGAGUGCAUUUUCAAAGAUGGUUUAAUUGAAUAUGUCAGCAAUAAAACAGUUCUUAUCCAACAACAGCCAUCUGUAACUCUCACUUCUCCUGGUAAUGUCUAUUGUGAUGGUAUAACCAGACUUAAGUGUUGUGUAGUUCCAGUCAAAGCCUUAAAUGUCAGCUGGAUCAAGGAAGGAACGUUAACAGUAAAUGAAAAUAAGUCCUUCAAUGAAACUGAAGGCUGUUUAAUCAAUGAAAUAACACCAACAUCUGGAAACUGCUCUCAAGGACAAACACGCAGUAAAUUAACUUACACUUGCGAGGUGACAACGGGAAAUGGAGCCAACUUCCAGAAGAACAGUACUCUUAUUUUUGUCCAAGUUGGAAAUGUGACAUUGAAAAUAGACAAUACUGUUUAUCAAUCUUACGACAUAUCCGAAGGGUAUGAAUUCAACAUGAACUGCACUUCUGAUUCACAGUUUGAUUCAGUUAAUUGGUAUCUGAAAGAAAAUGGUCAAAAUGAUUUUUCACCCCUAAUUGCAUACAAUGCAGUUUUGAAUGUAAAAACUCCACUUAAUGGUACUUAUCGUUGUGAACUAUUAUUUGGUGCACAAAACCGAAUUGCCGAAACAACAGUUACAGUGCAUCCUUUGCCCCAAAUCACGCUGAGUAAUCCAAGAUUAAAUGUCUUGUGUCAGACAACAACAGUAACUAAACUGGAAUGCUGUGCUCAAAAUCAAGGCUUUCAAGGUGUCUGGAUAGAAAAUAAUAAUAAACUACAAACAGCGAAAAUAGGCAAUUGCUUUCAGCAUAAUUACACGAUGACGCCCUGUCAAGAUGAAAUUAAGAAAGAAUUUAUAUGCAUGGUUUUUACAUAUAAUAAUAUUUCCUCUGUUAAUAGUACUCUUACUAUCAUCUACUUUACCGCAACUAAGGGUUUUUGUACUAGCGCUAUAUAUGGUAAUGGCACAGAGGGCAGUACCGCCAUAGCAGCUUGCCCAGAGGGACAGCAAGGACAGUUACAAGCAAUCUGUAAAAGUGGAAUCUGGACAACUCUGCAAGACAACUGCGUAUUAGCAAAAAUUAAUACAAUUCUGACUAGCUCUGAGCAAUUGCUCAAGGACCCGGCACUAGUACAAAUCAAGAUACCACAAAUUCUGAAUGAGCUAAACGAUGCUUCAACAAGUUUACAAAAAAAUAUUACAAAUUCAGCUGGGACAAUUAAUGCUGUUGUGAAAAUUCUGAGCGCUAUUUCAGCUGUUUCUGGAAAUACUACAGUUAAUGCCACUGUGAUGGAGAAUUUCAUUGCAACAGUGGAUGUCAUCAUAUCCCCAGAAUCAGUGAAAUCAUGGAUUUCCUUAAAUAACCAAAAUGAAACUUUGAAUUCUAGCUCUAAUUUGUUGUUUUCAGUGGAACGUUUCACAGGAUCUCUUUCUUCAAAUACAACUGUCAGCAUCACAAGAAAGAAUAUUGACUUGCAGAGCAAAAUAAUUAACAAUGGCACUUAUAGUUCCACCUUUACUAAUACAUCAAAUCAGAUAGAGUUUCCAGAUACACUUUUUCCCCCAGACACUACAGUUACCAGCAUUCUGUUUUUCACCCUUUCAGAAAUCUUACCAACAAGAAACAUCAACAAUAGCAUAGAUGCAAACAAGACUAUAAAUGCAGAUAUUACGUCAGUAAAUGUUAAGAACAAAAAUGGCAAUGUUUCAAUAGACAAAGCUAUUUUAACAUUUCAAGUAAAUAACACAUCUCUGGACAAUCCUCUCUGUGUUUUUUGGAACUUUCUUCUUUUCAACAAAACAGGAGGGUGGGAUUCAACAGGAUGUCAAUUACAAACCAGCAAAGAUGGAACUGUCUCCUGUUUCUGCAAUCAUCUGACCUCUUUUUCAAUUUUAAUGUCACCUAGUUUUAAUUUUCCUGAAUCAAUUCGGAUACUUUUAGAUUUCAUUACUUAUAUCGGAGUGGGCAUAUCAAUGCUAAGCUUGGUCUUGUGCCUUCUUAUUGAGGCAUUUGUGUGGAGUCUUGUGACUAAAAACAGCACAUCAUAUAUGCGGCAUGUAACAAUUGUGAACAUUGCUAUAUCUCUUCUGAUUGCAGACAUUUGGUUCAUGAUAGGUGCAGCCAUUAACACCUAUGAAGUGAUACCUGUGCCAUCCUGCAGAACAACCACCUGGUUUAUUCAUUAUUUUUACCUGGCCUUGUUCUUUUGGAUGUUCGCUUCUGCUCUCCUGCUUUUCUACCGAACAAUGCUGGUUUUUUCGCACUUGUCCAAAGCAGCCAUGUUGGGGAUUGCAUUCAGCUUAGGAUACGGUUGCCCUUUCAUCAUAGCUAUGACCACUAUCAUAGCCACAGCCCCUCAGAACCACUACACCGUUGAGAAUGUAUGUUGGCUUAACUGGAAUGAGACAAAGGCACUCCUCGCUUUUGUCAUUCCUGCCUUAGCCAUUGUUGCCAUUAAUUUUCUCAUUCUGCUUGCGGUUAUCUUCAAAAUGCUGAGAAGGGGAGUUGGAGAAGGCUCUCAUACUGAUGAAAAAAAUGCCCUGCAUGUGAUUGUGAGAUGCGUCGCCAUUCUAACACCCCUUUUUGGUCUUACUUGGGGGUUUGGAAUUGGACUUAUGGUUUCUCCUGGAAGCGUAGGGCUCAAUGUUGUUUUUGCUGUCCUCAACUCAUUCCAGGGAUUCUUUAUUUUAGUGUUUGGAAUACUUCUAGACAGCAAAAUACGAUCAGCCAUUUUCCGCAGAUUUUCAUUCGUUCAGAGAGGUUCUCAACAGACAAGGAGCACAAGUGGUGGUACGUCUUCAAGUGGAAACAGAUUCAAUGUAUUCAAACGAAGAAGGAGGAUGUUCAAUGUUGCAGAAGCCACAUCCUCAAGCCAGUCUGCUACAGAGUCUUUCAUCAAUACUUAAUUCAAUAACACAAAUUAUGUAGAUAAAUUAGUCAAUUUAAAUUUUGUGAAAAUGUUUAGAACAGUUAAUUGAUGAAGUACUGAAGCAUAAAGCAGUGACCGUCUGCUAGUACUGUAUUGUUUUCUCUUAAUCACAUUAGCCCUAUACAAACAACAGUAUAAAACACAAAACCUUUUUUAAUGAAUGUUAAACUGUUGUUGACUUUUAUUUUGUUUAAAAGGGCCCACUUGCUUUUUUAUGUUAUUAAAUCCAUCAACUCCCAUUAUAUAUGUCCAAUAAAUAAGUACAGUGUAAUUGUAUACAAAUAAUCACGUUUAGCUGUUAUCAGAAAUUUUACAACCCUUUUACAGUACACUGUUCUAGUAAGAUCAUAAAUGCCAAUUUAACAGGCCUUUCAGACCACUAUUGUUUCAAUCUCUUAGUACUUGUUUUUGCAAUCCAGUCAAAACCAAAGUGAUCAUGCCAUUCUUGUAACAGACAGAUUCUGCAUAUAUCUGUACACACUAUGAACUUUGUGAAAAGUAUUAUUGCUCAUAUAAGCACCAGAAACUAUAGGCUUAAUGUCCAAACACCUUAUUAUCUAUUCACAGUGUGUUGAAUAUCCAAUCUGAUAUAUACUCAUGCAAUUUAAAUAUUUGUAACUAAAGUAAAAACAGGAUCAUACCACAUAAACUUUUAGACAAAAACAUAAUUAAUGUAUUAAUGACUGUAUUUUAAUUACUGUUAAGUAAUGUGAAUGGAACAACUUUUGGAAAGAAAUAAAAUUAGAAUUUAAAUAAAAUCACAAUACUAUCACCUCAUUGACCUUCUACAUAACAAUACCUUCUAUGACUGUAAUGCAGUCAGUCUACAGUAUGUUGUCCGCAGUUUGACUCAGAAAACCAAUUGUUUCAGAAGUGCAUUAAGAGUAAAAAUUAGUCAUAUCAUAGGGCAGAUUACAUCAGAUGUGUAGGUGUUUGAAGAGUACAAAAGUGAUGUAAUCUAACAGUAAUAUCACUAAAUCGUGCAGAACCCUGAUCUGACAUCUUAAUAAUAUAAGAAAACUGAUCUCUGUUGAAUAAUAUGAUUUUUUUUUCAAUUUCUUAUAGAAAAUUGUUUUUUAUGCUUAAUAUAAAUACUUUAAAACAUCUUUAAGUAAUGCUUGGCUUUACACAGCAAGACAUGUAACUGGUAUUAAUCUAAAAACUGUUUUUUUUACUAGUUUAUGCCCUUUUAAUUAUAAAAGAUAAAGGUUUGUCAAAUAAUGUUAUACUCUGUGAAACCAAAUUUCUCUAAAAAAUAAUGAAAAUAAAAUAUUUAAUUUCUGAUUUCUUUCUUUAGAUAGUGAGACAUUAAACUAUUGUAUUUCUCACUGAAAGCACUAACAUCAAGAAAAAGAUAAGUGGAAACUUAACUGUAAUGUGAUAUACUGUAUAAUGCAAUGUUUGUUUUAAUCACACAAAAAUAAACAAACAUAGUAGCUGCAAUAGCCAAUUGCUUGGCUUUGUUGACUAAAAAUGUUCAGUUCUUUCCACCCAUUAGUGUAUGACAUUCCUUUAAAGUCCUGGAAUGCAAUUGGUUUCUCUUCUAUGCAUAAGGUCCAGAGCAGCAAUAUCAUUUUCAAAUGUUAUUUUACCAACAAUACCAGCAUCAAGAUCAUUUAUAUAAAUUAGGAAGAGCAGUGGUCCUAGAAAAGAUCUCUGUGGUGAUCUACCAAUUACAUUACCCCAAUUUGAAAAUUAACACAUCUGUUGCUUUCUGUUUUCAUUUACUUAACCAAUUCUCAAUGCAAAUGUGAAUGACAUAGAAUUUGAAAAUUAAUCAUUUAUGGAGGACUUUAUUAAAGGCUAUCUAAAAAGCUUAAUGUACCAUAUCAUAUGCUCUGUAUGUAUCAAUUAGUGUAAUUUCAUUUUCAAAGAAUUCAAGUUAGUUAGAUCUAAAUUCCUUUUCUAACAACAUUUUGACAGUUCCGUAGGAUGUUAUUUCCAUAUAGUCCUCUAAUUUAGUUCAUAUAAUCAUUUCUAUUACAUUUCUAUUACAAAGCAAGAAUUAUUGUUCUUUUAUUACUUGACUCAGCCUUUUCACAGUUCUUGGAUGGGUACUACAUUACUCCAGACCUCAGGUCCCCAUCUUAAGAGACUGUUGAAGGAGUUGCAUCAAUUGCCUUCUGAAUGUCUAUAGUUUCCUUAAAUACUACAACUGGGACCUGGAGAUUCAUUUACAUUUUUUUGAGCAGUUUGAGACCUUCUAGUACCCAAAAUUCUUACCUCUUCUGUGUCAAUACUGUACAGUAUAAUAAAGAACUUUCUUCUGCUGCCCAA
This is a messenger RNA of Lepisosteus oculatus (spotted gar), 6403 nucleotides long. Its product is annotated as adhesion G protein-coupled receptor F5-like. Gene Ontology annotation, cellular component: membrane. Gene Ontology annotation, biological process: adenylate cyclase-activating G protein-coupled receptor signaling pathway; cell surface receptor signaling pathway. Lineage: Eukaryota; Metazoa; Chordata; Actinopteri; Semionotiformes; Lepisosteidae. Gene Ontology annotation, molecular function: G protein-coupled receptor activity. The record is from RefSeq and is a predicted model, not a curated record.